AUCACUUAGCAGUUUAGCUCUCAGACAGACUCCUGACACCAUGGCCUGCUGCUCCACCAGCUUCUGCGGAUUCCCCAGCUGCUCCACCAGUGGGAACUGUGGCGCCAGCUGCUGCCGCCCCAACUGCUGCCAGACCGGCUGCUGCCAGCCCAGCGGCUGCCAGGAUAGCUGCUCCCAGCCCAGCUGCUGCCAGACCGGCUUCUGCGGAUUCCCCAGCUGCUCCACCAGUGGGAACUGUGGCUCCAGCUGCUGCCAGCCCAGCUGCUGUGAGUCCAGCUGUGGCAUUGGGGGCGGCAUUGGAGGCGGCUUUGGCCAGGAGGGUGGCUUCGGAGCCAUGAGCUACCGCAUCAGGUGGUGCCGCCCAGACUGCCGCGUGGAGGGCACUUUCCUGCCACCCUGCUGCGUGGUGAGCUGCACACCCCCCACCUGCUGCCAGCUGCACCAUGCCCAGGCCUCCUGCUGCCGCCCAUCCUACUGUGGACAGUCCUGCUGCCGCCCAGCCUGCUGCUGCUACAGCUGCCCACCACCCUCCUGCUGUGAGCCCACCUGUUAAGAGCCAGCCUGCUGAUUUUUGAUUGCCCAGGAUGCAGCAUCUCUGAACUAUUCAUCCUCUUGACCAUCCCUGAACCACUAAGAUGUUCUUAGACCUCUAUUUCAUUUUCUCUUGUGUGGGCUAUCAAGGGUCUGAGAAUCACCAUUCUGAUUCCAUUCUAUAAUGAAUACAGCGAUCUUCACUGUGGACAGAAAAAUGCUGUGAACCCAUCUUCAGUUCAUCAAAUUACAUGAUGAUAUUUCUGAUCCUCUUGCAAAACUGAAAACUACCACCGUAUUCUGGAAUUUUUCCUUGAGAACUGUCUACAAUGCUUAUUUUCCCACCUUGCUUUAUGAUCUCUAUUUAUCUUGUUUGCCUGCAAUUAUUUUAUAAUGCCAAGGCACCAGAGUAUAGCCAAGAGACAUUCCUAAGAUGUCAUCAGAGAGAAAGGAAGGUCUUCACCCAACAUCCAGCUUCUAAGAAGUCAGCUGAACCUUUCUACAGUUCAGCAUGAGACCUCCCCCUUGUUUUUUGGAUCAUAAUGAUCUUGCCUGUUGGCUAUUUCAAUUAUAUCUGUGGCACUGUGUCUUCUGAUGUUUCUUAAUAAAGGUUAUAUACUGGGCAAAGAAA
Messenger RNA from Ictidomys tridecemlineatus (thirteen-lined ground squirrel), 1162 nucleotides. The record is from RefSeq and is a predicted model, not a curated record. Lineage: Eukaryota; Metazoa; Chordata; Mammalia; Rodentia; Sciuridae.